GUUCCUCGGAAAUCUAACACUGCAACGCCUGCUCUUUCAGAAGCUGAUCAACCUCCCUUAGUCGACCGUCUAUCCUACGCCGAUAUCCCUAAACCAUUCAAAAACCCUCAUUUUCAUUCCCAUCUCCCUUACCGUACAGCCUCCACCACCCUCUCAGUGAAAAAGAACGUCAAACAAAUCCUGACGUUGGAACGUGAACGUUAUUCUGGUGGAGAUGGGUUUUUAUCCGCCGCUCAGACAUUAGCUAGAAGUAGAGGUGAAACAUUGGAAGUCGCAAAGAAGAAGAAAAAAGAGAGUACUGGGAAAAGAGGAAAUAUAGCUAAUUUGAGAAGGGGGAAUAAACCUGGUCCUGGGGUGAAAGAAGUGGAAGAGAGUGCGAGGACCAGUCCGAUUGAAGAGGAAGAAGAAGAGGAUGACGCGAUGGAGGGUAUUGAGGGAGGUGAUGGGAAGGAGGAAUCGGAAAGGAAUGGGAUCAAGGGGGAUGAGAUUAAAAGUGAGGUGAAAGAGGUUUUUACUUAUCAUACUCCUACCGCUCCACCAUCCCUUUUCCCACCAAAGAAAUACUGCGAUAUCACAGGUCUUCAUGCCGGUUAUACAGAUCCACGUACCAAAUUACGAUAUAAAGGAUUAGAGAUUUGGCAUGUUGUUCGUGGUUUGGGACCGGGAGGUGAUCAAGCAUAUCUCAGUCUCCGAGGAGCACAAACGUCUCUCAAAUAA
This is a messenger RNA of Tremella mesenterica DSM 1558, 717 nucleotides long. RefSeq lists its product as uncharacterized. The transcript has 4 exons. Gene Ontology annotation, biological process: chromatin remodeling. The annotation marks the transcript as partial. Gene Ontology annotation, cellular component: Ino80 complex. The record is from RefSeq and is a predicted model, not a curated record. Lineage: Eukaryota; Fungi; Basidiomycota; Tremellomycetes; Tremellales; Tremellaceae.